AUGACUGACUUUAAAGCCGAAACCAUUCAUAUGGAAGAAGAAAAUGAUGUUGGUUCUUUCAAAAACCAAACAGAAUCUGAAAUCAUUCCUGAUUCAUUGAAACAUAUGUCCAGCGAAGAGAUCGAUGCCUUGAUGAAGAAAACUACAAGAAGAAUGGAUCUCAGAAUUUUACCAAUGUUGGUGUUGAUUUACAUCUUGAACUAUUUGGAUCGUAAUAACAUUGCCAGUGCAAGAUUAAAUACUUUGGAAGAAGAUUUGGGUUUAGUUGGUACUCAAUACCAAACUUGUGUUUCCAUUCUUUUCGUUACUUAUAUCACAUUCCAAAUCCCUGCCAACAUGAUCUUCAACAAAGUUGCUAGACCUUCAAUUUUCAUGUCCAUUUUGAUGACUGUUUGGGGUGCCAUUUCUGCUUGUACGGGUGCUAUUCGUAAAGAACAUGGAUUUGUGGGAUUAUUAGUUAUCAGAUUGAUUAUUGGUGCUGUGGAAUCUGCUUUCUUUCCUUGUGCUUUAUUCUUCUUGUCCAAAUGGUAUGACAAAAAAGAAUUAGCCUUGAGAACCACCAUUCUAUACUCUGGUUCUUUAUUAUCAGGAGCUUUUUCGGGUUUAAUUGCCGCUGGUAUUUUGAAUAACAUGGACGGUAAAGGUGGUUUGAGUGGUUGGAGAUAUUUAUUCAUCAUUGAAGGUGCUAUCACUGUCGCUGUUGUUCCAAUGGCUUAUUUUAUUUUACCUGAUAUGCCUCAUAAUACCAAAUGGUUAACUCAAGAAGAAAGAGAUGUUAUCAUGUUGAAAAUGAAAAGAGGUGUUGGUCAAGAUGAUUUGGAUCAAGCCACCACUGAAUUGAACUACAGACAAAUUCUUUGGUCAACCUGUAAGGAUCCCAAAAUGUGGUCUAUCACUGGUACCUUAUCAUUCUUAGUUGCUGCUUGUGGGGUCACUAACUUUUUCCCCUCGGUGGUCAAAACUUUAGGGUUCUCAUCUGUCAUCACUUUAGUUUUAACUGCUCCUCCAUAUUUACUUGCCGUGGUAUCCACUUUCUUGUGGGCAAGACAUGCUGAUAAAACCGGUGAAAGAUUCUAUCAUACUACUUUACCAUUAGUAAUUUCAUUGAUUUCAUUCAUUAUUUCGGCUGCUACUUUAAAUACUGGGGCUAGGUAUUUUGCUAUGUGUAUUAUGAUUCCUUCUUUGUAUUGUUCGUUCACAAUCAUUUUAACUCACAUGAGUAAUUCCAUUCCAAGACCUCCUUUGAGAAGAGCUUGUGCUAUCGCUAUCAUGAAUUGUCUUUCUAAUUCCACCAGUAUUUGGAAUAGUUAUCUUUACCCCGAAACUAAUGCUCCAAGAUAUCUCACUGCAUUCGUAUGCAAUUGUGUGUUCAUUGGAUUAGCAGUCUGUGCUGCUGUGUUUACCAGAUUUAGAUUAAUGCAAUUAAAUAAGAGAAUAGCAUCCGGUACAAUGAAUUGGGAAAAAGAAUUUGGAAAAGGGUUUGAUUCAUCUAAGAUCUCGGAAGAUUUUAGAUUUUUGUAUUAA
This is a messenger RNA of Yamadazyma jaroonii, 1524 nucleotides long. The record is from the annotation of a GenBank genome assembly. Lineage: Eukaryota; Fungi; Ascomycota; Pichiomycetes; Serinales; Debaryomycetaceae.